Malurus melanocephalus (red-backed fairy wren) is the source of this 3754-nucleotide messenger RNA. It is a transcript of the gene PUS10, whose product is annotated as pseudouridine synthase 10. The transcript has 18 exons. Bases 641 to 2410 code for a protein of 589 amino acids. The record is from RefSeq and is a predicted model, not a curated record. Gene Ontology annotation, biological process: tRNA pseudouridine synthesis. Gene Ontology annotation, molecular function: RNA binding; pseudouridine synthase activity. Lineage: Eukaryota; Metazoa; Chordata; Aves; Passeriformes; Maluridae.
AGAGCUCAGCCCUGAGGUGCUGGGUCCGAGCGGGGGCCGUGAUUCCUGUCCCCACAUUGCCACAAAAUAUUACAAAUAUUGCCACAAUUGCCCUCAUGUGUCACACAGUGCCGGUAUUUAAGUCUCAUGAAGUCUCAUGAAUUGAGGUUGCAGUUACCUAAGAGCAAUUUUGUUGGUGUUUGCUGUUUCUUUUCGGAAACAGGUUUGAAGUUUUCCAGAUAGCCCUCGGCUUCUAUAGCUUACUGUAAAGAGUCCAAACCCAGGACAAACGAAAUUAAUUGAAUCAAUAACUGUUCCAUGCUGUGGAGGUUUUCCAUGGCUGCAGCAUUUCUGUGCAGGGUACUCCUGAGCAGGAUUGGAUAUUCCAGGUCUGACAGGCUGUGGUUGGCAUGAGGAACAGGGAUAUAUCCCAUCUCUAAAUGAGUCUCUAGGGGCACAAACACUAGGAGGGUAUCAAAUGUUGCUUGCAGGAACUAAGCCCAAACCAAAAUCAGGUGGUUCAUCAGUCUGUAGGUAUUGUGGAAUUCCUUGCCAAAGGAUGCAAAGGCAAAAGAGUUUCUAACAGACACUGGAGGAAGGAUCUGUUAAGGUUCAACAAGAGGCAAACCACAUUUGGUCAAAGGCAGAGAGCACUUGGCAUAUGUGUGUGCUCUGUACACACAUAUUUUCCUGUGGCAGCAGUUUAUUCCCACUUUGGGUGACAAUGGACUGGUUAAACUUUUGGUCUGAACAACUGUGGUUAUCCUUAUGUUAUCCUCCAGGUUAUCCUCCUGAAGUUUCCUGGAUGUCCAGUAAGGAAUUACCCAGUAUGUCUUCACUAACAGAGAAGGACAGACCAAUUGUUCAGCUGUUACUCAACACUGGCACUUGCCCCCGAUGUAUUUUGAGGUUCUGCAGYGUGGGAUCACAGAUGCUUUACAGGCACCCACACCAGAAUCUGAUGAAGGAUUUAAAGGAAUUUCUGAAAAACAAUCAGGAAAAAGAAGACACAGUCUKUUUGGAUGUGGUUGACCCACCUUGUAAGAGAAUCAGACUUGAGUACAGUGAAGAAGGCGCUGAUGAUCUGAACCACAACGGAGCCAUCCCACAGAUUCCCUCGGCUGAUGAUGGAAAUGCUGCAAUGGAGAGCUCAGCUGUGAAGGUUUGCAACGUGUGUUUGGGAAUUCUUCAGGAGUUCUGUGAGGCUGACUUUGUUAAAAAGGUGUGCCAAAAAGUUAAUUCUGCUGACUACCAGUUCACUAGUUUUGUAUUUUCUGUGUCACUACCCCCACAGCUGUCUGUCAGGGAGCGUGCUGCUUGGCUGGGGGUGAAGCAGGAGAUGAGAAAUCUGGGGCUUCCCUUGGCAAAGGAUGACAUUGUUCAGCUGAARGAAGCUUAUAAGUGGAUUAUUCAUCCCCAGUUGUCAGAAGAGUUGGGCGUUUCUGCUGAUGGAAAGAGUUUGUUUGAAAUUAGUGUGAUCUUUGCUCACCCAGAAACAGAUGAGGAGUGCCAUUUCCUAGCCACAGCCUGCCCAGACUGUUUCAAACCAGCGAAGAACAAACAGUCUGUUUUUACCAGAAUGGCAGUUAUAAAAGCCCUGGAGAAGAUAAAAGAAGAGGAUUUUCUCAAGCAUUUUCAAUGUCCCCCAAGUUCACCAAAGACCCUCUGUGAUGCACUGGAAAUCCAGUGCAAUAACGGUGCAGUUUUUGUGGCUGGAAGAUACAACAAAUACUCCAGGAAUUUACCUCAGACUCCMUGGAUUAUUGAUGGGGAGCGGAAGCUGGAAUCUUCAGUGGAAGAACUGAUUUCAGAGCAUCUAAUGGCAGAAUUCAAGGCAGACAGCUUUAAUUUUUCCUCCUCUGGAAGAGAAGAUGUGGAUGUAAGGACACUAGGCAAUGGAAGGCCCUUUGCAAUCGAGCUGGUGAAUCCUCGUAGGAUACGUUUCACUGCGGAGGAGAUGAAGAGGCUGCAGCAGGCAAUUAAUGACUCUUCAGACAAAAUACAGGUUCGAGAUUUACAGCUUGUCACCAGAGAGGCAAUUGGUCGUAUGAAGGAAGGUGAGGAGGAGAAGACAAAGACCUACAGUGCCUUAAUAUGGACAGAUAAAGCAAUAGAGAGAGAAGACAUCGCAUUUCUGGAUGAUAUCAAGGAAUUGAAGCUGGACCAGAAGACCCCGCUCCGUGUUCUCCACCGGCGGCCUCUGGCCGUGCGGUGCCGGGUCAUCCACACCAUGAAAUCCGAGUACAUCGACGAGCACCACUUCCGCCUGCACCUGAAGACUCAGGCAGGAACCUACAUUAAGGAGUUUGUGCAUGGAGACUUUGGAAGAACGAAGCCCAACAUUGGGUCCCUUCUGAACAGAACUGCUGACAUUCUGGAGCUGGAUGUGGAAUCUGUUGAUGUUGACUGGCCUCCAACCCUGGCUGAUUAACUUCUGGAGCUGGGAUGAGGAAGCAGCAGCUGGUGACCAGACACUGUGCAGUGUUACAGCCUGGGUGCAAAGGGUGUCCCUGGAACGUUUGGAUCAUGUUGAUCUGCCAGAGGAUACCCUUGGACUAUAUUUUACAUACUCUGGACCAGGUAGCAUUGGUUCAAUCUCUAGCCUUACUUUUAUUUCUUCUGUACAUAAAAGAAUUUUGGGAAGCCAGUGUAUAUAGCCCUCCAUCAAGCAAGAUUUUAUUUUAAACUCUUUUUCUGUUGCAUACUGCAGCUUUUCUUGUGUGGAUGCAGGUAGCACUGAGUUAUCUGAAAUCCAUUCCCAGCUUUUGCUGAGCAGUUUGUGCAGGAAAUCCCAAAAACCAGGGAGACUGCAGCCAGCAGGACGGUGCCUGGAGCAAGUUUCCCUGAGACACUGACUGCUUUUUGCUCAAUGUCAGUAGAGAUGAGCAAAGAACUACUUUUCAAAGGGGAAAUUUUUCUUUUCAGAGGAAAACUUAGCACUUAAAACCAGGUUUUUCUCAUCUAAAAACAUCAGGGAUGCUUCCUAGAAACAACAGUUGAGGCCUCAUCAGCCCUCUUGAGGAGUAGGAAUUCCCCAGUGAGUCACCAUAUAUAAAAAGAUUGGGAACUCCUGGGAGUGGUGCAUGAUGGGAAUCUAAAGAAAAACAGGAAUACCAAGAAUUGCAAAGUGCAGGCAGAAACAAAAGGUACCACAGGAUGUUGGUAUUAAGAGACAGACAGAUAAAAAGCUAUUAUUGAGCAGCAUAMUACAUUUUUUCUAGUACCUCACCUUGGACGGAUGCCUGGAAGAGUUAAACACAGCUUAGGAACUUGCCUGGAACAGGGAAAAUCUGAGUUUUUGCUUACUUUAAAUGUUUCAUACUAAGUUCCACCUAACAUCUUUAGGAAGUAAUUUUUUAUACCAAUGUCAUGUUAAUGAAUUAGGAAGGUACUUUCCYGAAGUACAGAAGAUAGUUUUACAUUAAACAAAAAAUUAAAGUUUGGCAUUUCAGAGCUCUUUCUUAACAUUUUGGGAAUAAAGAGRGUAAUAUUUGCCAAGACAAGUGACUGUCUGGGGACAGGGAGGAUGACUGGGGUGUUUUCCCUUGAAUUCAGUGCUGCCAGGACCUCAUGCUAGAACAGCUCCAUGAGAGCAUAAACUAGAGGCUCUAAAAGUGUUACUAAAUGCAUGUUUAAGGAGCUCCUUUAAGGUUCUGUCUGUGCUAGACUGUCAAAACUUGUCUGUAACGUAAGUACUUCAGAAGCUCCUGUUUUUCUAACAGGAUUUGAUUCAGACAGCCACAUUAUUUUUGGUUUUAAUUUUAAUAUUAAAGCU